This is a messenger RNA of Penaeus chinensis, 921 nucleotides long. RefSeq names its product alpha-(1,6)-fucosyltransferase-like. The transcript is spliced from 5 exons. Bases 35 to 811 code for a protein of 258 amino acids. The record is from RefSeq and is a predicted model, not a curated record. Gene Ontology annotation, biological process: protein N-linked glycosylation. Gene Ontology annotation, molecular function: alpha-(1->6)-fucosyltransferase activity; protein binding. NCBI's taxonomy places the organism in Eukaryota, Metazoa, Arthropoda, Malacostraca, Decapoda, Penaeidae.
CACUGAAGUCCACGGCGACCCUUUCGCCUGGUGGAUGGGACAGUUCUUUAAGUAUGCCCUGAGAAUGACCCAGGGAUUCCAGGAGUAUGUUGAGAAGCUUAGUGAUCGUCUAGGCUUCAAGGGUCCUAUUGUUGGAGUGCAAGUCAGAAGAACAGACAAGCUGCGUCACGACUCCAGACUCAUAGGACUGAAUGAAUACAUGCAGGCCGUGGACGACUUUUUCGACGACCUGGAGUUUCGAGGGACGAAGGUGACGACUCGUAGAAUCUAUCUGGCCACAGACGACCCGCAAGUCCUCACGGAAGCGAAGAAAUUCUCCAACCACACCUUUCUGUACAACAAGGAGAGCAUCGCCACCGCUAGUUUGAGCCAGAGGAGGAGCGAGGCCAACGUCAAGAAUUUCAUGGCUGAUAUUUACUUCCUCUCUCGCUCAGAUUUCCUCGUGUGCGGCAUGUCGUCCAAUAUAUGCCGACUGGCCUACGAGCUCAUGCAGACCCUCCACCCGGACGCCUCCAGGAAGGUCUUCUCCGUCGAUGCGCCUUAUUGGUUCCACUUCCAGAGCAAACACGAGGUGGAGGCGAGGUACCCCCACACGCCUCGCAGAGAAGGCGAGCUCGAGCUGCAGAAGGGAGACCGCGUGAGGGAGGUCCUGAGGUACUACAGCAGCCACCGCAACUUCCACGACGGCUUCCUCCACGGGGUCAAUCAGAGAACGAACAAAGGCGGCUUGUACCCGGUCUACAAGACGGUGGAUGUCCUGCGGGUCGCGGACACGCCGCCCUUCGACGCGAUUGAUAAGAGGGACGAGUAAUUGGGUUAGGGUCGAGCAAGAGAGUUGUUUAUUGAAGAAAUCUGCGUUUUUCCUUCUUUCUUCUUCUUGCUUUGUUUCCUCUUUUAAUUAUAUAUUUUCAAUACUCUUUU